Molecule: messenger RNA, 732 nt
Organism: Phytophthora sojae
Lineage: Eukaryota; Oomycota; Peronosporomycetes; Peronosporales; Peronosporaceae
Exons: 2
Coding region: 1-732 (243 amino acids)
Biological process (GO): intracellular signal transduction; protein phosphorylation
Cellular component (GO): cytoplasm
Molecular function (GO): protein serine/threonine kinase activity; ATP binding
Source: RefSeq, a predicted model, not a curated record
AUGAAGGCGCAGUUCGAUAAGCUCGCUGAAAACCACCGGAAGUUGAUGUGGGAGUACCUUCCAGCGCGUGACCCAAGCCUGCGAGCCAUUCCCCGUCUAACGACGCAGCUACCGGAGACACCAACAGCAGUCGGGAAGUACCCGUUAGAGCAAGUUCUGGGCUACGGUCAGUACGCGGUUGUGUACACUUCAAGCACUCUCGAGCGACCACAGCUAGCGAUCAAGGCAAUCGACAAGCAGAAGCUGAUUGAUCUCGUCUCGCUGCAUCGUAUCAGCUCCGAAAUCGCUUCACUGAGCGAUCCUGCCAUUCGACACGUAGGCGUCCUGGAGCUGGUUGACGUCAUCCAUACGCGCAAACAUAUCUACUUGGUGACGGAGCGUGGAGGGAAGGACUUGUUCGAGUUCUUUGGGGCGCAUCUGGAUGGGGUGACAGAGGACACGAUUCGUCCGCUGUUCCUACACCUCGCGCAGGCACUGGAAGUUUUACAUCGCAGCAACUACUGCCACCGAGACUUGAAGCCGGAAAAUGUCCUGUAUUCGCCUGAUGAUGCGCACCUGGUCAAGAUUAUCGACUUUGGUCUGUGUACUAAGGCUACAUCUGCGCUCCACGAUUUCUGUGGUAGCCCCGGCUUCUUUGCUCCCGAAUUGCUGCUGCAUGAAAGCUACGACGGGCUCAAGGCGGAUAUCUGGAGCAUCGGGUGCAUCUUGCUUGAGGUACGUUCCGAACUAUGA